AUAUUUUGUUGUUCAGAAAAAGAGUAACUCGAAAAUCUUCCCCUCACUGUAUGAAAAGUGAAAACCUCCUCCGUUACUCCGCCACAUUCAAACCCUAUACAACCUGUGCAGUGUGCACCGAUUCUAUCCUGUAUCUACAACCCUCGCUCUCCAAACAACUUCAUGACAUCGAUUGUUGACGAUGCAGAGUAAUCAGAAUAUUUUUUUCAAACAGCAUCAAUUCGAUUACCAGUUCUACCCAACCUCACAUUCACUGUUUCGAUACAAAGCGAUCUUCACAUCAUCAUGUAUUUCAACAGAAUUCAAUUCCGUUGAAUUCUCAACCAAACACGCCACAAAAAGAAUUUUAGUUUUGUGCUCUCAACUCACCCAAAAUCACCACCAAUGUCGGACCUGAGAUCCGGCGGCCGUAAGCUCUCCUUCGACGUUCUCACGACCUCCGACUCCUUUUUCGAUGAUGAAACUUUCUUACUCAGAUCCGUUUCCGCUCCUCCUAUUAACCAAGGGGAGGGCGUUGCUAUCACCAAGUCUAAUCGACGGAAACGCAAACACAAGGGCUCAAAAAAGAAGAAGAAAAAGGAUGGCGAUGAACUUGAUUUGAAUAACGAUGGUAGGUCUAAUGGUUUUCUUAUUAAUAGUAACUGCCAUAGUGGUGAAACGAUGACGACGGUGGUGUACGAGGAAGCUUUUUUGCCGGCGGAGGAGAAGAGUGUUUACCCAGUGACUAGUUCAGUUAGGGAAACACCUGAGUUGAGGCAAAGGAGUAGCGUUUGCGGUGUUGGUGUUGGUACUUCCGGGGAGGAGGCAAUGUCAAUGUAUCGGAUUGAGGAGAAUGUCAAGGAGGUAGAUGAUAGUAGUAGGACUGGUAGUCUCUCCGGCAAGGAAUUCGAUACUGAAUUAAUGAUGAAACAAACGGCUGAGAUGAACGUGAAUGGGCAUCAUGUAGGUAGGAAACUGGAAAAGGAUCAAUCAUUGGAUUGGAAACGACUGAUGGCAGAAAAAGAUCCAAAUCACAAGUUUUUGUUGGAGAGGUCACCAGUUAAAUACUUGUUGGAAGAAAUGAAUGGUGGAAAUUCGUUACGGAUGACCACAACCCUUGCCAAUGAGAAGGAUCGGGAAAGAGUAUAUGACACUAUUUUUCGCAUGCCAUGGCGUUGUGAGUUGCUCAUAGAUGUAGGCUUCUUUGUGUGCUUGGAUUCAUUCCUGUCACUGUUAACGAUCAUGCCAAUUAGGCUUCUCACAAGCUCUUGGAGGCUUUUGAAAACAAGGCAGUUGAAGUCGCUUUCAGCAGCGGAUCUUUCUGACUUUGGAUGUUUUCUUAUGCUGGCUUCUGGAAUUAUUCUAUUACAACAAACAGAUAUCAGCCUGAUCUAUCACAUGAUUAGAGGUCAAGGAACGAUCAAACUCUACGUGGUGUAUAAUGUAUUGGAGAUAUUUGAUAAAUUAUGCCAAAAUUUUGGUGGAGAUGUGUUGCAAACACUAUUCAAUACUGCUGAUGGUUUUGCAAAUUGCUCACCAGAAAACAUGAGAUACUGGCUUUGGAGAUUCAUCUCUGAUGAAGCUUUAGCUGUGAUGUCGUCAAUCGUUCAUUCUUUCAUCCUAUUAGCCCAGGCAAUCACCCUGUCGACCUGUAUAGUUGCACACAACAAUGCGUUGUUUGCUUUGCUGGUCUCAAACAAUUUUUCAGAGAUAAAGAGCAAUGUUUUUAAACGUUUCAACAAGGAUAACAUACAGAGUCUCGUAUAUUUUGAUUCAGUGGAGAGGUUCCAUAUUGCAUCAUUUCUCAUUUUUGUCUUGGCUCAGAAUAUUUUGGAAGCUGAAGGUCCUUGGUUUGAGAAUUUUCUUUAUAAUGCCUUUGUGGUUUACAUAUGUGAAUUAAUGAUUGAUAUAAUCAAACAUUGUUUUAUUGCUAAAUUCAAUGAAGUAAAGCCCAUUGUAUAUUCUGAAUUUCUUGAAGACCUUUGCAAACAGACUCUAAAUAUCCAGCCUGACAAUCCAAAGAAAACCCUUACGUUUGUCCCUCUGGCACCGGCUUCUGUGGUGAUACGAGUGUUGAGUCCAGUUUACGCAGCCCAUAUUCCAUGUGGGCCGAUGGUAUGGAGAGUUGUGUGGAUAUUUUUGUUGUCAGUGAUGACGUUUGUGAUGCUGACAAGCCUCAAACUCAUCAUAGGAAUGGGUCUUCGUAAACAUGCUACUUGGUAUAUUAAAAGGUGCCAAGGGAGGAAACUCCACUCCGAUUAAAUAAUCUUAAUAAUAAUAAUCAUAUAUAGAUGGGUACAUAUUUUUUUUCUAGAGGAAAAGUAUAAUUAUUAUCGACAUCAUCAGUUUUGAUUAUUUAAGGCAAAGGAAUUGGUAGAUUUUGUGAAAUGUUUGGACCAUCAACUAUUUUGUUUAAAAAAGACAACGUUACAGACGUGAAUAACACUAGGAUUUUAAAA
Molecule: messenger RNA, 2438 nt
Organism: Lactuca sativa (garden lettuce)
Lineage: Eukaryota; Viridiplantae; Streptophyta; Magnoliopsida; Asterales; Asteraceae
Gene: POD1
Product: POLLEN DEFECTIVE IN GUIDANCE-like protein
Cellular component (GO): endoplasmic reticulum membrane
Source: RefSeq, a predicted model, not a curated record